Molecule: messenger RNA, 2289 nt
Organism: Lodderomyces theae
Lineage: Eukaryota; Fungi; Ascomycota; Pichiomycetes; Serinales; Debaryomycetaceae
Exons: 1
Coding region: 1-2289 (762 amino acids)
Source: RefSeq, a predicted model, not a curated record
AUGUUGAUUGCACCUCUUCUCAUACUUCUCCACAUUGGGCCAAGUUGCCAACUGCAAAGCAAUCAUUAUUACCCACCAACGGAUCAUACUCUCGGGGAUGAUGAAAUUGUCAAACGAGGAGUGCAAGAGUUGCACGAUAUUGAUGGAGCCACCGACUUGAGUGAGUGUUUGAAAUGCAAGACUCGGUUACAAGUGGGUAAGUUCUUGGCCUUGACAAGACCCGACUUGGUUCCACACGUGUUUUCCACUUGGUGUGUUGAUCUGCAUCAUGAAGAAGUACAAUGCCAUAUGAACUAUGGCUAUCCUGAUGACGCAUACUCUGCAACUGGUAACGACUUCACCAAGAUGGUUAGCUUAAUGAAUCCCUCGGGAUUGGACGGUGACUAUUUCUGUUAUUAUCAUGAUAAAAAUUGCCACAUUUUGCCCGAAACACCACAGGUGGAUAUGAGUAAUAUGUGGCCACCUAAGCCGAGAAACUACCUACCUCCAGACAGCAGUGGCGAAGUUUUCCAUGUCUUGCAUAUCAGCGAUAUCAAUUUGCAAUUGGAUUAUCAAGUGUUUGCUGAAGCAAACUGUACUCAAAGUUUGUGCUGCGUACCACAAAGUCGGAAUUUUUUACAUCAAGCUCCAUCAGUCAAUGAAAUUAGUGAUACGGAUGGAUAUUACGAUAGCAGUUACAGCAAGAACCAUUUCGAAAAGGGAAGAUAUUUGGAUAUCACCAAGAUCAAAAAGCCCACGUGGUCUCCGGCAAGACAGUUUGGAGAGUAUACUUGCGACACACCAACAUUGCUACUCAACAGUACUAUGCAAUGCAUCCGUGAUUUGCACCAAAACCAUUUAUCAUUUGAGUUCGCCAUCUUCACUGGUGGAACUGUUGACCACUCCGACAGAAGUUUUAUGACCAAGGAUAAAAUCAUCAAGUCUCAAGAAACAAGUUACAAGAUUCUCAAACAUUACUUGGACAAUGUUGACGUGAUCCCCACUUUUGGAACGCGUGACAUUUUCCCCAUGAAUCAAUUGCCUCAAAAAAACUUGAGUGUCAAUUCCAAUGCCUAUCAAUGGCAAUUUGAUUUGUUGGCUGAUAUCUGGCUGGAGUUGGGAUGGAUUGACCACGACACCGCCAAGCAGAUUAGAUAUUCACAAACCGGGUUUUCAUUGAAAACAUCACUCGGGUUGAAGAUUAUAUCGUUAAAUUCCAAUGUUUGGAAUGUUAAAAACUUGUAUGCCUUUUGGGACGUAUUGAAUGUGGAUUCAUAUGAAGUUUGGAAAUUCCUCAUCAAUGAGUUGCUUGAGUCAGAACGAAAUCAUGAACGAGUUUGGAUUAUUGCUCAUUUACCACCAAACCAUCAGUCACUUGCACUACCUACCAAAGUAUUCACACAAAUUAUUGCCCGGUUCUCACCAAAAGUCAUCGCUGCCAUAUUUUUUGGGUGUAUACAAUUGGACUCAUUUAUUGUUCAGUAUGGUGGAGACGGCACCAAUGAGCGUGAAUUGCAAAAUGCAUUUAACCAUGCAUUAAUUGGUCCGCUGGUCAGCCCCUACGGUGGAGUCAAUCCAGCUUGGCGAUACUAUGCUGUUGACAAGCAAAGUUUCAGUAUAGUCAACUCCUUCACGUAUUACACCAAGCUUUCCAAUUGUUUCCAUAAUGACGGGGCUGAACCUAAUUGGGAUUUUGCAUAUUCUGCAAGAGAUGUUUAUGAUCCUGAGCAGUUGUGGCCGCUGGAUUGGAGUUUGAGCACGGAGUGGUGGCACCACGUUGGGAACAGGAUUGCAACUAAUCCUGAAUUGGAGCUAUUGUACCAGCGGUUGGACACAAGAUGGUCCCCAUACACGUUUAUUGACAAAGAUAGUCAUUGCAAAGUUACCAGUUUUUCUCUUGAAGGUAGAAAACAGUGCAUGAUUACUGAGGACCAGGAUGACUACGUUGAGCCUGAGGAACCGAAUGAUUACAUCCCCAUAAUUCACGUUGCUGAAAAAUCCGUUGAGUAUGUUGAAGCUGAGCCACAUGACGAGUGUGAUUCGAAAGGGGAAGAGGCAGAGGUAGAGGAGGGAAAGGAAGAUAAACGAGGAAAAAAUUACGCUGACUGGGAUGACUGUAUUGAAGAGGAGAAUAAUUCAACUACGACUUCAGUAACUGGUACCGCUGGAACAUCAGUGUCUCCCACAGCUAAAUCUAUUGCACCUACCCCUAAAGCUAAAAAUCAAAAGGUGAAAGGCAAAUCGCUCCACUUAAGGGAGAAAUUGAACAAGAAUGUCAAUUACGCUAAACAGCGUGUUAUUCAAUUAUGA